Messenger RNA from Nicotiana attenuata, 1076 nucleotides. RefSeq names its product 21 kDa protein-like. The record is from RefSeq and is a predicted model, not a curated record. The transcript has a single exon. Gene Ontology annotation, molecular function: enzyme inhibitor activity. Bases 69 to 635 code for a protein of 188 amino acids. NCBI's taxonomy places the organism in Eukaryota, Viridiplantae, Streptophyta, Magnoliopsida, Solanales, Solanaceae. Gene Ontology annotation, biological process: negative regulation of catalytic activity.
UAUUUGACACAUUCUGAACUCAUCAUAUUAUAUUAAAUUCUGGAUUCGUCUCUGAUCAAAACUGACAAAUGAAAAUGCUUCGCUUUCUUCUCCUUAUUCUUGUCUCCAUUCUCCAUUUCUCUCACUUUACCAAAGGGAAGAAACCAAUCACUUCAUCAUCUCCAUCCUCCACAAAUCUUGUAAGUACAUCUUGUGUCCAUGCAAGUUACCCUAAUAUUUGCAUUAGAACCCUCUCAUCUUAUAACUAUGUCAUUAACACCCCCAAAGAUUUAGCAAAAGCAGCCGUUAAUGUCACUCUUUCAAGAGCCAAAAAAGCUUCCAAUUUCCUCAUCAAAUUGAAAUUACAAAGCAAAAGAGAAAAAGGGGCACUUAUUGAUUGUAUAGAGCAAAUAGGUGACUCAAUGUAUGAGCUAAGAAAGGCUAUUUCUGAGCUAAAACAUUUGCAUAAAGGGAAAGGUUUUAAGUUACAAAUGAGUAAUUUGGAGACUUGGGUUAGUGCUGCUUUGACAAAUGAAGAUACUUGUUUAGAUGGUUUCAAAGAAAUUAAUGGAAAAAUUAGGUAUGAUGUGAAGAGAAAGAUUACUAAUGUUGCUAAGGUUACUAGUAAUGCUCUCUACCUCAUCAAUCAACUUUGACGGCAGACGUGGAUUCAGAAUUUGAAGUCAACAAAUUCAACUUUUAAGGUUUUUAGUGUUGAAUAUGUUUUAAUUUUGUUAAAACUUUAAUAAUUUUCACAUAUAUAUUUCUAUGUUUGGAGCGGAAAAUAUUGGUUUCAGUUGAACCUACUGAAUCCAUGUGAAUCUUUAGUCCAUCAAAUGAAUCCAGCUUGUAUUACUUUUUUUUAGAUUCUUAUGAUAAACAGAUUGAUAUAUUGUCUCUUCUCGUUUUCUUUCCGUCUUCUUGAGCCGAGAGUCCAUCAGAAACAGCCUAUUUGCUCUAUCGGGUAGGGGUAAGGUCUGUGUACACACUAUCCUCCUUAGACCCCACUUGUGGGAUUUUAUUGGAUCGUUGUUGUUGUAUUCUUAUGAUACACAUUUAUAAGCUACUGUACUGUAAAUACCCUGUUUUUGCAUGUU